Molecule: messenger RNA, 1769 nt
Organism: Hydra vulgaris (swiftwater hydra)
Lineage: Eukaryota; Metazoa; Cnidaria; Hydrozoa; Anthoathecata; Hydridae
Source: RefSeq, a predicted model, not a curated record
GCUUUUAAAUUAAUUAGACUAUUUAUACAUUGGAAUGUUAACUACAGGCUUUUAAAGCUUUAAACAAAAUGUUUUAUUGUGCAAUUUAGGAAACACAGGUCAGCUUCCUCUGUUUCUGGUAAUAUUUAAUUCAGUACAACCUGCUUCAGUUAAGAAAUUAGGGAACUUAAGAAAAGUCUGAUAUAAAUCCCCCAAAUGAAUUCUGGUUAAAGAUAGGAGUAACUCAUAAAAUAUGCAUGACAACCUUCCUAGUGGUAGCAACACAAUAAAAAUUUCUGAAUAUACUGUUAAUUGCUGAAUAUUUUUUAAUAAUGCAAAGAUCUAAUGUGCUGCCUUCACCUUCUAAUCGACGAAGUCUCCCAUACUAUCUGCAGCCAGAUUAUAAAAUUCAUGAGUUUAACAAACGCUUACAGCAUGGAGCUAUGAAAGUUGAGCAGUUAUGGUGGGAUGAACUUAUCAAUGAAUUUUUUGAAGACAUGUCAACUCUUACAGUCCAUUUUAAAGAAAAGAGUCAUGUGAGGAAAUACACAAUUCAUCGACGUCUUAUACCACGCUUUUUUCGAAGUUUGUUUGAUGGAGGAGUAGCCAAAAUUUUCUUUAUGGUUCUGGAAACUAAAGAAAAUCUGUUAAAUUCAAGUGUAACACUGGAAUGUAAACAAUCAUCAAUGAUUGUUAGUUACUCAAAGCCGAAUGCUACAAAGGUUCAUGUUGAUGGUAAUUUAUCUAUUGAAUUUUCUUUUGAUGAAUAUAUGCGUAUUCGUAGCUGGAAGUUUAUAGUUAAGGAGGUCUUAGAAAUGGUUCCUAAAUCACAUGUGCUAAAUUGUGCUGCAGAGAAAGCAAAGUUAGAAGAAAUAACAAAAAAAAUUACUGAAUUUGGUUUUUCACCUGGUGCUGUUCAACAUUUAAGGAUUGGUGUUGUUCUUGAAUCUAUGCAAAAGUUGAUGAGUCGACAAAAAACCUUUGGUUUAAGUCCUAGAGAUGCUUUAAAAAGUGUUGUUUAUGAAAAUUGGCAGUCACAUCUUUUAAAUCAAGAUUAUGAACAGCGAACAAGACUUUGGUCUGGAGUUCCUUAUGACCCUGUUCGAGCUGCUUCUGUAACUAACAAAAGGAGAAAACCGCGUAAACCUCCUUCAGCUGAUGCAAAAACUAGCAAAUCAAAGAAACUGUUAUCAAGUAAUGCAAUUCCUCCUCAUCCGAAUCCUGAAAUCCUAUUGGUCGAUGAGCCGAUUCUAAUGGGGAAAUUCGACGACGAUGAGCGAAUCAUAACGAGGUUAGAAAAUCCGACAUUCAUGAACGUUAAGAGCGGCUCCUCGAAUAAUAUACACGUGUUUCAAUCUUCCAAACAUCGAUCCCACGAAGACUGUUUAGAAUAAUGUUUCUAAACUUUCGUAUGUAGAUAGAGAUUUAUAAUUUUUUAAUAUACAUUUAUUUAUCACAUCCAAUAAAAUAAAACUUGUUUUUUAUAAAAAUUACAUUAUGUUGAGUAUUUUAAAUGCUUUAAAAUAAAAUUUCUAAUAAAAGGCUUUGAAAUAAAAGUUUUGAUAAACGGGUUUGAAAAGACGAAAACUGAAAAUUUAGAUUCUUUUACUACUCGUAAUGUUUGCGUUUUAUUACCCUUUUUUUUAAUCAUUUUAAUUUAAUUAUUUGUAUAUAUUUUUAUUAUUUUCUUUACAUUUUUUUGAUGAUAUUCUUCGUUUUUCAGAUUAUUUAUUAUUGAACUCAUGCAAGAAAAAUAAAUGAACUCAAGAAAUAAAGACUAUCUUUGCAAA